Molecule: messenger RNA, 1201 nt
Organism: Cladocopium goreaui
Lineage: Eukaryota; Dinophyceae; Suessiales; Symbiodiniaceae
Source: the annotation of a GenBank genome assembly
UAUACCUCGACCCUGCAUGGGCGGGCGCUGGCUUUUGCUGCCGGUUUGCAUUGCCUUCUCUUGCUAUAUCAGGUGGCUGCCAGCCUUCAUUGCAGCCAGAAAACGGCUGUUUCAGCAGCGCCUUGGCCCCAGACGAGCUGCGGCCGAGGACAAUCUCCUGGGACUCGAUGAGGCCACCGUGUCCUUGCACAAGAAGUACCAUGAAGCCACGAUUACAUACACAGCCAUGAAUAUCGACUGGGCUCAGCACAAGGGGUAUGAGAACGAUGGUGGCCUCAAUCCCGAAGAGCAGCUGGCAGUGGCAGCAGCUGCUCGCUCGCGGCUCUUUCGGUGGCCUGCACUGGACCCAGAAGAUCUACAUGAGGUCCGAUUUGGUCCUGAUCGUCAUCGCUUUUGUCCCUCAGCUGAUUCCCCUGAAGCCCUGGGAGAUCCUGGUGAAAACGUCUUUGUCAUCAGCCAGAUGCGGCGCCCCAGCCGCUUGCGGCAUGCGUUGCAUGAGUUGUACCGCGAAGGCAUCAGCGCAAAGAUCGUUGAUGCAGUGGAUGGCGACGGUUUUCGCAGCCAGGAUGAGAUGGAAACGCUUGGAAUUCUGCCAGUCCCUGGCUAUGUUGGUCACAAGAACCAUGGCAUCCAUUUGACCACCGGCGAGGUAGGAUGCUUCAUGAGCCACUUCACCAUUUGGCAUCACAUGGUCCAGCACCAGCUUCCAGCGGCCUUAAUCCUGGAAGACGACUUUGACCUGCAGCCCGACUUCGCGUCAAGGUUAGGUGCUUACCUGGAGGAGGCACGUGGCUACGACUGGAAUCUGAUGUACGUUGGGCGCAGCCCUACGGAGGCGGAUUGGUCUAGGCUGAGCGAUCACGUGGUGGAACCAGGCUACACCCUGUGGACAGUGGGCUACAUUCUCCGCUUGGAGGGCGCCAAAGCCUUGUUGGAUGCGCAAGUCGAGCGCGCCUUCCUUCCCUUGGACGACUUCUUUUCGGUGGCCGCGGGGCGGGGGAUGGACGGCUUCUACAAUGACAAGGUCCUGGAGUGGAAACCGCAUGUGCCGGUGCUGCUUCGGCCCUUUGCUUUGACCCCUCCAUUGGUCAUGCCGUACGUUGGCUCCAUGUUCCUCAGCGAUACUGCCAAGGUGAGAAAAGCCACCCGCUACGUCGAGGACCUCCCUGUGAGUCAGGAUGACCGGUGACCCGCGCGAAAA